AUGACUGCGGCACAGUUUCACGAAAUCGUCGCCGACAGAUGGCACCUCGUUGCCGUGGUCGGCGCAGUCUUACUGAUCACCACCUACUUCCCAUCGCUGAUGGCUCUCAUUCGACUAUACAGCAUUCCGCUUGCCGGUAAAGACCUUGGGAGCCACGAGAAGAGGAGGACGGCAUACUUGACUGGUGCCCGCAAGAUCUACGGCGAGGGUUACCGCAAGUUCAAAGAUGGCAUCUUUCGCAUCACCACUUCGCGCAAAUCACCCGUCAUUGUGGUGUCACCCAAGUUUCUGGCAGAGCUGAAGAAGCUACCCGACGACAUUGUCAGCAUGACGGCAGCCGUGGACGAGACAAUGGAAGUCAAGUACACCCGCAUCGACACAUACGUUCCCAUCAUCCCCCACACCAUCAAAGCUCAAUUGACCCCUUCGCUAGUUCGCCUGAACAACGUGCUGCACCAGGAAGUCCAAGAGGCCAUGUCGUUGGAGCUUCCCGCGACGGAUGAGUGGAAAGAGGUCGAUCUUCACAAGGCUCUCCUGCGCAUCAUCGGCAUGGUGUCCGGUCGUGUGUUCAUCGGACCUGAGCUCUGCCGCAGCGAAGAGUACCUGGAUGCCGCCAUCAACUACACCAUGGAUGUCAUGGCCGCCCAGCGAGCCGUGCAGUCGAUGCGCCCGUGGCUCCGUCCCCUGAUGGCACCGAGGCUCCCGCAGGUCAAGAAGCUCGAUCAACGUAUCGCCGAGGCCGAGGCCUUCAUGAGGCCCGUCGUCGAGGCCAGGAGGAAGAUGGCGGCUGAUCCGAGCGUCGAGAACCCGGAUGAUAUGCUUCAGUGGCUCAUGGAUAAUCAGUCAAAGUUCUUGGAUUCGAGGAGCCAGAACCUCGCCAAGGCACAGCUGGGACUGGGCUUUGCGGCUAUCCACACGACUACUCUCACUGCAACGAACGCAUUUUACGACUUGGCUGCGCUGCCGGAUAUCGUCCCCGAGCUCCGGGAAGAGGCUCAGGCAGCGUUGGAUGCCAACGGUGGCGUCUUUACCAGCACCGCUCUGCAGUCAAUGGGGAAGAUGGACAGCCUCCUCAAGGAGACUCUUCGCGUCUCUCCCGCAUCUAUGGCCUCAUUCCAGCGCAAAGUUAUGAAGCCUUUCACCCUUUCCAACGGCCAGACCAUCCCCGCCGGCGUCACCAUCGAGGUACCCGCCGUCGCUGUCAACUCGGAUUGCGACGUCUUCCCCGACGCCGACCGGUUUGACCCCCUGCGGUUCUACAAUCUCAGGCAGCAGGCCAGAGAGAAGAAGUCGGUCGAGGCUGCGGCCCAGAACCAGUUCGUCAGCGUCAGCCAGGACAGUCUCACGUUCGGAUACGGCCGCCACGCUUGCCCCGGUCGGUUCUUCGCCGCCAACGAGAUCAAAAUGAUUGUGGCCUGCGCUCUCAUGAAGUAUGACUUCAAGAACGUUGACGGCUGCUCAACCAGGUAUCCGAACAUCGAGUUUGCGCACAUGGUGAGUUAA
This is a messenger RNA of Geosmithia morbida, 1503 nucleotides long. RefSeq names its product Cytochrome P450. The transcript is spliced from 7 exons. Bases 1 to 1503 code for a protein of 500 amino acids. Lineage: Eukaryota; Fungi; Ascomycota; Sordariomycetes; Hypocreales; Bionectriaceae. Gene Ontology annotation, molecular function: heme binding; monooxygenase activity; oxidoreductase activity, acting on paired donors, with incorporation or reduction of molecular oxygen. The record is from RefSeq and is a predicted model, not a curated record.